This is a messenger RNA of Coregonus sp. 'balchen', 7871 nucleotides long. NCBI's taxonomy places the organism in Eukaryota, Metazoa, Chordata, Actinopteri, Salmoniformes, Salmonidae. The record is from the annotation of a GenBank genome assembly.
AUGGGUGAAUGCUGUAUGUCGGCUGAAGAAUUGGAGAGAAAUAAGAUACACCAGGAGAUUGAGAGACAGCUUCGCCGGGACAAGAGGGAAUCUCACCCGGAGUUAAAGUUGUUGCUUUUAGGUGAGUCAUGGCGUAUGCUAUGUAUAAUUGGUUAUUCGGCAACUUUAUGGAAAGGGCAUAUUCACCUAUGCUACUCCAAGUUGAUUUUAUGUAAUUCAAUAAUUGUUAGAAGAAUAGCCCUGGUCUAGAUAGCUUUUCGACAAUUAUUUUAAUCUUGCAAAUGAACAUUGGACUUUCCUCAAGUGGUUCCCAUCCUCUGUGCAAUGCAGUUUAGUGUAAACUCAUAACUCAACUUGUCUUUACCCUGCUAAAGAUCAGUGCCAUUUAAAGGCCCAGUGCAGUCCAAACCUAGAUUUUCCUGGGUUUUAUAUUUCCACACUAUGAGGUUGGAAUAAUACUGUGAAAUGGUGAAAACAAUAAUAAUUCCCAUAUAGUGUAAGAGCUGUUUGAAAAGACCGCCUGAAAUUUCAGCCUGUUUUGGUGGUAUGUUUUGGCCUGCCUGGAGUCAUCACCAGGCGGUAAAUGAGUUAAUAGACCAAUAAGAAAUAGAGUUUCUUUCAGUUACAAAUAAAUUGAAGCUGUGAAAGUUCAGAAUAAUCCACCAUAUUCAUGUUUAAUAAUUAAAAUAAGAUAGCCUUAUAUUUAUUUUAAAACAAUGUAGCCUAUAAACUUGCUUUCUUUAGUCAUCAAAUCACAUCAAAUUGUAUUUGUCACAUGCGCCGAAUACAACCUUACUGUGAAAUGCUUACUUACAAGCCCUUAACCAACAAUACAGUUUUAAGAAAAUAAGAGUUUUUUUUAAAUAUUUACUAAAUAAACUACAUAAAAAAAAGUAACACAAUAACAAUAAAGAGGCUAUAUCACAGGAGGUUGGUGGCACCUUAAUUGGGGAGGAUGGGCUCGUGGUAAUGGCUGGAGCGGAAUCAGUGGAAUGGUAUCAAACACAUGGUGUGAUGCCAUUCCAUUUGCGUCGUUCCAGGCAUUAUUAUGAGCCGUCCUCCCCUCAGCAGCCUCCACUGGGCUAUAUAAAGGGGUUCUGAUACCUAGAAGCUAUUUUCGGUCAUAAGAGACGUUAGAAUAAACAUUAUGUACAAAAUAAGUUACAAACAAUGCGAAAAAAACAACACAAAAUAGCACAAUUGGUUAGGAGCCAUAAAACAACAGCCAUCCCCUCCAGCGCCAUGAGAUGAACAUCUAGUCCAUUUAUCACCUCUAUGGAACAGUAGGCUGCAUCUUCCCUGACAGGACAAGUUUUCUUAUCAUAGUUGUUCUCCAGAGAAGCCCUGGGCAGUUGAAUAGGUAUGAGUCACUCCAAACCCCAUUCUCCACAUAGAAACCUGUUAAACCAGUAGAUCAUUGAGCCGACACUCAGAACAAGGCUACACUGUUUAUCUUUGGGAUUUUCAGCCCUGAAAAAGGUUAGUAUUACUGGCAGAGUAAUUACAGUCAGGCCGAAUAACAGUAGGCUAUAUUUUUUAAAUUACUGUCUGUACCUCAGCAUGACAUAGUUUAAAUGUACUGUACAAAGUGUGACUGAAUUUGUAGUCUAGGGGCGACUGAUGUUGAGUGGGCAUUAUCAUUCAUAGAACAGUCCUUCAAAACUACUUGGAGGGGGACCAAGAAGCACUUGCUGAAAGCCUCCAUCCUACCAUCACACUUAUCUAAAUAAACUGAGUUACCUGCAUCUCUCUUCUAUCCAAACUGUCAUCUAGCACAUUUUGACUCUCUGAUCAGCAGUUAUAGCUAUGUGUGGUAUGUGGACAAGUGGCAGUAGUUGGUCCUGGCUUGCAGUUGAAUGCAACAGUCAUGUGAGGCCAACUAUAUCAAAUCAAAUUUAAUUUGUCACGUACACGUGUUUAGCAGAUGUUAUAGCGGGUGUAGCGAAAUGCUUGUGCUUCUAGCUCCGAAAGUGCAGUAAUAUCUAACAAGUAAUAUCUAACAAUUUCACAACAUGUACCCAAUACACACAAAACGAGUAAGGAAUGGAAUUGAAGAAAAUAUACAUAUAUGGACAAGCAAUGACAGAGCGGCAUGGACUAAGGUACAGUAGAAUAUUAUAGAAUAGAAUGCAGUAUUUACAUAUGAGAUGAGUAGUGCAAGAUAUGUAAACAUUAUUAAAGUGACUAGUGUUUCAUUUCUUAAAGUGGCCAGUGAUUUCAAUAGGCUGCAGCAGCCUCUAAUGUGCUAGUGAUGGCUAUUUAACAUAAUAAUAAUAAUAAUAAUAAUAAUAAUAAUAUGCCAUUUAGCAGACGCUUUUAUCCAAAUCGACUUACAGUCAUGUGUGCAUACAUUUUUACGUAUACACACAUAGUCUGAUGGCCUUGAGAUAGAAGCUGUUUUUCAUUCUCUCGGUCCCAGCUUUGAUGCACCUGUACUGUCCUCGCCUUCUGGAUGAUCGCGGGGUGAACAGGCAGUGGCUCGGGUGGUUGAUGUCCUUGAUGAUCUUUUUGGCCUUCCUGUGACAUCGGGUGCUGUAUGUGUCUUAGAGGGCAGGUAGUUUGCCCCCCGGUAAUGUGUUUGGCAGACCGCACCACCCUCUGGUGGUGCAAUUUAAUGUCAGUAUUUGUCAUAGUAAAAUGAUUACUAGCCACACCGUGUUAUUGUAAUAGCUACAUGAAGGCCUACUGCACUAUUGCAGAGUUUUCACACAGUGCAUUUUACUACUUACUAUCAAAACUUGGAUUGUUCUUAGGUCAUUUUAGGAAUGCGUUAAGCAUUACAGGACAUUGAAGAAAGGUCAAACCAAUCUUAUCCUUCAGCUUUAGUUAACAAACAUCUCAAUGUUUUCCUGCUCUAAAGGUCAUGUUACUGGCCAAUAAGCCAAAGUAAUACAUGUGGAUGAAGUGGUGCCUUUAUGUAACACACACCCACAUGUAACACACACGUUCUCGUACACACACACAUACGUACAUAAACUCACACACGCACACACACACACACACACGUUUGUUUUACUAUCCUUGUCUGGACCAAACAAUUGAUUCCCAUUCAAAAAUCAUAUUUUCCCUAACCCUAAUCUUAAUCCCGAAACCUAACCCCGAAACCCCUAACCCUAAUUGUAACCCUAAUUGUAAAAUGUAACCCCUAAGCAUAAAAUAGCCUUUUUCCUUGUGUGGACCGGCAAAAUGUCCCCACUUCUGGUCCCCACAAGGAUAGUAAAACGAAACACACACACACACACACUCAGGUUUGUGCUCAAUUCACAAUUUUGGAAUUGACUCCAAUAGAGCUCGCCAGCUUGUAGUCCCAAAAACUGGAAAAUAGUUACCUCUGGUUUGUCUACCCAUUCCUAUGGGGAAAGAAUAGGGUAUUGGGAUAAAGCUGAACAUAAGGUCUGAGGUUACCAUAGGCUUAGGAGAUCUGAUAUGUUUUGUUCUAUGAGAUAAUAUCAGUCAGUUAACAUGACCUUUAUAUAUUAUGAAGCCUUUUAUGUGCUUUGUGCUUUUUUAAAAUUACAUAAAUACUUCAAAAUCCACAAAGUGUAGUUAGCUGAUGAAGAUUAUCUCAUAGAUCAAGACGUAUAAGAUCUCUAAGCCUUUGUUUACAACAGACCUUAUUUCGGCGUUUAUCCAAAAACCCUACAAAAACUCAACUUUCCCUAGGCUUUGUCCAACAAACCAUGGCAGAGUUAGUACCUACAAAAAUACUCCAUUACUAUUUCUCUCUAUUCAACUCAUGAGUUGAACUUCAAAUUGAAUUGUCCACACACCACAUGAUGUAGAAUUUGAGUGACAGGAAGUAGAAUUGAAUUCAGUGCAAUUCAAACAAAUUCCACUCAGUUAUAGAACAUUACAUUUUAGUCAUUUAGCAGACGCUCUUAUCCAGAGCGACUUACAGUGAGUGCAUACAUUUUCAUACUGGCCCCCGUGGGAAACGAACCCACAACCCUGGCGUUGCAAGUGCCAUGCUCUACCAACUGAGCUACAGGGGACUACAUGAGAGUUUCAUUGAAUCUGACAGGUCACACUUCCAGAUACCAAAGAAUAUAUGCAAUUGUCAGAUACUUUUAUCAAAAGCGACUUACAGUCAUGCGUUCAUACAUUUUACAUAUGGGUUGUAGCGGGGAUCGACCGCACUACCCCGGUGUUACUAGUACCAUGCUCCUGAGCAUGCUACUGAGCUACAAAGGAGCACUUUUCUCCAGAAACAAUGUUCAUAUACUCCUUUAACCUUAGUGCUCAGAACAGCCAAUUAUAUUUCCAACAACCAUUUAAUUUGUUUGUCUUCUUUUUGAAGACUUUAGGGUCCACUUGAGAGUUAAACUAAUACUGGGACUAAUUCUGGGAAAUGUAGUAUUUUCCCCAUAUUGAACAAAAUGUAAGCGAUUAAUGAAAUAUAAGAACUACUACUAAUAUUCGCAUACAGGUUUGUUUUCCUUGAUCAUUCAUUUUAAGAUUGUCCUGAAAAUCUAUUGUUUCAUCAAAAUUUGAUAUGUGUAUAACAACAUGUUUUAUGUAAAAUAUGUGUAUUUGUAUAGACUACACCUAAUAUAGAAGAGGCAUUUUGAAUUUCACUGAAUUCAAUUCUAUUUCCUUUCAUUCAAAUUUGAAUUGCAAUUCUGUAUCCUGUUUACUACUUAAAUUCAAGAAUUGAAUUGGAAUUUGUGAGGCAUUCUCAAUUCAAUUCUGAAUUGAGCCCAAUCCUGACACUCCUUUCCCAGGGACUGGUGAGAGUGGGAAAAGCACCUUCAUCAAGCAGAUGAGGAUCAUCCAUGGGAGGACAAGCGAGGCUUCACCAAGCUGGUGUACGGGAACAUCGUCAUUGCUGUUCAGAACAUGAUGCAAGCCAUGAAGACCCUACGGACUGAUUUCAAAGAUCACCAGAACAUUGCAAGCAGCUUGUCAGAAGAUUCAAUUUCAGCUUUAUUAUCAUACUAAUGUGUUUUUAUAAAGGGGCUUGAUGGUUCAUAAGUUUAAGUAUCAAUCUCUAGGAACAUCUACUCUGUGAAUAGGUUUUUAUUGCCAUAUCUAAAACUACAUCUCUGUGUGUUCCAGAGCCAUGCAGACAAGCUGAGCAGGGUGGAGGCAGACAUAUUGACCACCCUGGAGCCAUGGCAGGUGGAUGGCAUCAGAAGACUGUGGAGUGACCAGGGCAUGCAGAAGUGCUAUGAGCGCAGGAGGGAGUACCAGGUCUCUGACUCUACAAAAUAGUGAGAUGUGUCUUUUACUUAUAAUUCACUGUAUCACAAUUCCAGUGGGUCAGAAGUUUACAUGCACUAAGUUGACUGUGCCUUUAAACAUCUUGGAAAAUUCCAGAAAAUGAUGUCAUGGCUUUAGAAGCUUCUGAUAGGCUAAUUGACAUAAUUUGUCACGUUCGUUUAAGGACGGGUCAGACCAAGGCGCAGCGUGAAAUGCGUACAUGUUUAUUUCACCGAAAAACACACUAACAAAACAACAAACCAACGAAACGUGAAGUCCUAAGGCUAAACACAAAACAAGCCUAUUCACGGAACAAGAUCCCACAACUAACGAGUGCCAAUAGGCUGCCUAAGUAUGAUCCCCAAUCAGAGACAACGAGCGACAGCUGUCUCUGAUUGGGAAUCGCACCCGGCCAAACAUAGACAUACAAUCCUAGAAUUAAAACAUAGAUAACACAACAUAGAACACCACACCCUGACUCAACAUACCAGAGUCCCAUAAGUCAGGGCGUGACAUCAUUUGAGUCAAUUGGAGGUGUACCUGUGGAUGUAUUUCAAGGCCUACCUUCAAACUCAGUGCCUCUUUGCUUGACAUCAUGGGAAAAUAAAAAGAAAUCAGCAAAGACCUCAUAAAAUUGUUUAUAGACCUCCACAAGUCUGGUUCAUCCUUGGGAGCAAUUUCCAAAUGCCUGAAGGUACCACGUUCAUCUGUACAAACAAUAGUACGCAAGUAUAAACACCAUGGGACCACGCAGCCGUCAUACCACUCAGGAAGGAGACGCGUUCUGUCUCCUAGAGAUGAACGUACUUUGGUGCGAAAAGUGAAAAUCAGCAAAGGACCUUGUGAAGAUGCUGGAGGAAACAGGUACAAAAGUAUCUAUAGGACCUCAAUCCUAUAGAACAUUUGUGGGCAGGACUGAAAAAGCGUGUGCGAGCAAGAAGGCCUACAAACCUGACUCAGUUACACCAGCUCUGUCAGGAGGAAUGGGCCAAAAUUCACCCAACUUAUUGUGGGAAGCUUGUGGAAGGCUACCCGAAACGUUUGACCCAAGUUAAACGAUUUUAAAGGCAAUGCUACCAAAUACUAAUUGAGUGUAUGUAAACUUCUGGCCCACUGGGAAUGUGAUGAAAUAAAUAAAAGCUGAAAUAAAUCAUUCUCUCUACUAUUAUUCUGACGUCACAUUCUUUUUUUUUAUCGCACUGCUUUGCUUUAUCUUGGCCAGGUCGCAGUUGUAAAUGAGAACUUGUUCUCAACGGGCUUACCUGGUUAAAUAAAGGUGAAAUAAAAAAUCCUAACUGACCUAAGACAGGGAAUUUUUACUAUAAUUAAAUGUCAGGAAUUGUGAAAAACUGAGUUCAAAAAGGUGUAUGUAAACUUCCGACUUCAACUGUACUUCUACUAUACUUUUUUCCUUCCUUCCUUCCUUCCUUGCAGUAGUCUCUGAUCUAACUUGUUUGGAUCUUUGAAAGCUAUGUACUGUAGUUGAGCUCUUACCUCCACUUAUUUAGUCAUGUUAGAUCAGUGAUUACUUCAAGGAAGAGUGGAGGGAAUGAGGGAAGCAAGUAUUCCCCAUAUCAGUAUUUCAAAUGACACCCUAAAGGUAGUGCCCUAUAGCGGGAAUAGAGUGUGAUUUGAGAUGUGUUCCAAGUUGUUUUUAUCAGGAUGUUGGAGGUCAAAGGUCAGAGAGGAGGAAGUGGAUCCACUGUUUUGAGAGGGUCACCUCCAUCAUCUUCCUGGUGGCUCUCAGUGAGUACGACCAGGUCCUCUAUGAGAGCGCCAAUGUGGUGAGUUGUUUCUCCCAUGGUCACAUAAAGUCAAAUAAAUUAUUUUGGGUACUGUAAAAUGUACUACUACUACCAGCCAGGUAGACUCCAUUGUGUGUGUGCGCAGUAGUGUAUAAUCAAAGAUGCUGUGUGAACACUGCCGUAAGUGUUUUUAAACUUAUAUUAUUCUACCAAUAACAAAUUGAAUAUGAUCUGAAUCUCCCUACAUAUAAGAGUAGGUUAAAGUGUUUAUGUUCCUUGCAGAAUCGACUAGAGGAGAGCAAAGCCCUGUUUACAACCAUCAUCACCUAUCCCUGGUUCCAGGAGUCCUCCAUCAACCUCUUCCUCAACAAAACAGACGACCCAGAGGACAAGAUCUUACACUCCAACCUGGCAGACUACUUCUCAACGUUCACUGGUUAGUACACUAAACUAGUACACUGGUAGUCAUGCAUUUAGUUGUAUAUUCAUGCUCCAACCUUGCUGAGUACUUUCCUAAGAACAUUGGAUAGUCAUGCCUUGAUAUGUGUGUGUAAAAUAUAUUUUACAUAUGCAUGGUUGGGGUCAAUUCCACCUAGUUCAUUAGAGUUCAUUCCUAUAUAAAAAACAAAGUCCAUAUCCAAUUCAAGUGACAGGAACUGGAAUUGACCCCAACUCUGACCGUAUUAAGCACGAAGCGAUUCCCAGUGUAUUUUACGUACAUUCUUUUUCAUAAAUGUCUUCUUUGAAGGUCCCCGGAGAGAUGCAGAGUCUGCUAAGAUGUUCAUCCUGAAUAUGUACAAAGCGCAGCACAUAGGCCUGUACUACCACUUCACCUGCGCUACUGAUACAGAGAACAUCAGAGUUGUCUCCAAAGCUGUCAGGGACACAGUCUUCCAAGUAAACCUGGUUGGGUUCAGCCUGGGUUAA